UAUAGUGGUCAGCGCAGAGCACUGUCUCCUGUGGUGUAGUAUUUGCGGAAUGGUGCCCAAAGUGUCCACGGCAGGUGGUCUCACGAGCAGGCGCAGCAAACUUUGUGUCACAUAUGCUCAAUUUGGGACACUCUCUUGGCCCGAGGUGCAGCCUGGCUUCCCUUACACGGCUGGUGAUUCCGUUCAAGAUCGGGCAGCCUAAGAAACAGAUUGUACCCAAGACAGUUGAGAGAGAUUUUGAACGGGAAUAUGGAAAGCUUCAACAGUUGGAAGAUCAAACUAAGAAGCUACAAAAAGAUAUGAAGAAAAGCACAGAUGCAGACCUAGCCAUGUCAAAGUCUGCGGUAAAAAUCUCAUCUGAUCUCUUGGCCAAUCCUCUCUGUGAACAAGACCCUAAAUUCCUUGAAAUGGUGAUGGCUCUGGACACAGCAAUGAAAAGAAUGGAUUCUUUUAACCAAGAGAAGGUGAAUCAAAUCCAAAAAACAGUCAUUGAACCUCUGAAAAAAUUCAGCGGUGUCUUUCCCAGUCUCAAUAUGGCAGUAAAACGUCGUGAACAAGUUCUGCAAGAUUACAAACGGCUCCAAUCCAAGGUGGAGAAGUAUGAAGAAAAGGAGAAAACGGGACCCAUCCUGACCAAGUUGCACCAGGCCCGAGAAGAACUGAGGCCAGUGAAAGAUGACUUUGAGGCCAAGAACAAGCAACUUCUGGAAGAGAUGCCCAAGUUUUACAGCAGCCGCAUCGAUUAUUUCAAGCCAAGUUUUGAAUCUUUGAUCCGAGCGCAGGUAAUCCUCAAACAAUUUGGUGAUCGUUCAAAGUUGCAACAGCACUGAAAAAAAUGACUUAUGACUAUUUUUCACACUUAUGACCAUUGCAGCACCCCCCUCCCCGUGAUCAAAAUUCAGACGCUUGGUAACUGACUAAUAGUUAAGCCACCAGAUCCCCUAACCCAGAGGUAGGCAACCGUGGCUCUUUUAUGACUUGUGGACUUCAACUCCCAGAAUUCCUGAGCCAGCCAGGCUGAGGGGAAAGGGAAAGGUUUCCAAGCUGAGCCAUGCUGGCUCAGGAAUUCUGGGAGUUGAAGUCCACGAGUCAUAAAAGAGCCAAGGCUGCCUAUCCCUGGUAUAUACCAAUCUCUGAAUGGGACCAGCAGCCGUCUAGUUAAUUAAUGGAAGGAAGGGUCUAGAAGAGAGUCAGGGGUAUUUGGGUAAAAAGAGCUUAAAAACUGGGGGUGCCUGGAAGUGGGCAGAUCAAUCUGCCUGAGAGAGACUAGCAGGUGAUGGAUUCCCUACUAUCAAGAGAUGCAAUACAGGUAGUCCUUGACUUACAACCUCAACUGAGGUCCAAAUUUCUAUUGCCAAGCAAGACAGUUGCUAAGUGAAUUUUGGCCCCACUUUACAACCUUUCUUGCCACCGUUGUUAAGUGAAUCGCUCCAGUUGUCAAGUUAGUCCCACGAGUAUUAAGUAAGAGCCCAGGUGGCGCAGCAGUUAGAGUGCAGUACUGCAGGCCACUUUAGCUGACUGUGUUCAGCAGGUCAGCGGUUCAAAUCUCACCGGCUCAAGGUUGACUCAGCCUUCCAUCCUUCCGGGGUAGGUAAA
Molecule: messenger RNA, 1596 nt
Organism: Crotalus tigris (Tiger rattlesnake)
Lineage: Eukaryota; Metazoa; Chordata; Lepidosauria; Squamata; Viperidae
Gene: BIN3
Product: bridging integrator 3
Exons: 9
Coding region: 114-830 (238 amino acids)
Biological process (GO): actin cortical patch localization; plasma membrane tubulation; endocytosis
Cellular component (GO): cytoplasm; actin cortical patch
Molecular function (GO): protein binding; lipid binding
Source: RefSeq, a predicted model, not a curated record